Fomitiporia mediterranea MF3/22 is the source of this 1758-nucleotide messenger RNA. RefSeq names its product SPRY-domain-containing protein. Lineage: Eukaryota; Fungi; Basidiomycota; Agaricomycetes; Hymenochaetales; Hymenochaetaceae. Gene Ontology annotation, molecular function: protein binding. The transcript has 2 exons. The record is from RefSeq and is a predicted model, not a curated record. Bases 1 to 1758 code for a protein of 585 amino acids.
AUGGACUCCAGAGACAUAGUAGAUAACCCCAAGCCAACUGCUCCUGUUAAUCGUGAUGCUUUGCUCGUUCUCCUCCCCCUCCUUAUCAUACUCUCCUCUCUCCUCUUUCUCCUAUUACUCUUCUUAGUUUGCGUCAUAUUUUUACGGCGGCGUCGAGGCAUCUCUCUCGGUGAUAAUGAUGGCCCAAUUGACAUGAAUAGGGAGGAGCUCAUUGACGGCGAAGGUGGCUUCGAAGGUGUCGAAGAACGAUGGUUGGAGACCGUCGACGACGAAACACAGAGAGCUUACCGUCGGGCCAAAGAUUAUCAGACACAAUAUCCUCCAAAUUCACUUCCAACGGAUAUCACUCUAUCGCAAUUUUUGUCUAUUCAGGAGAAGGGUGUUUCUGCGUGGUCAUUUGAACCGGACUACGAAUCGAACGCAUCAAUUCUUGUGCACUCACGUACGGAACUCACGUUUUUGCCGGAUCCAUUUUCUUCGUCUUGUGUGCAAUCGAAUUUACCGCUGCCAAAACUUAAUGAGGUGUACUACUGGGAAGUCAAGUUGUUUGAUCUGCCAGAGACGACCUCAGUCGCCAUUGGACUCGCUACAAAACCGUAUCCCGUAUUCCGACUUCCUGGAUAUAACCGUUUCUCGGUUGCAUACCACUCAAAUGGUGACAAAUCUCAUAAUUAUCCGUUUACUGCUCAGUCCUAUGGUAGUCCCCUCAAAGAAGGUGACGUGCUUGGCGUCGGAUAUCGACCGCGCACAGGUACUGUCUUUUUCACUCGAAACGGCCGGAAAAUGGACGACGCGUAUAUCGGCUUGACACGUUGGAAUCUGUUUCCCACUGUGGGAGCGGAUGGACCAUGCAGCUUGCACGUGAACCUCGGACAAUCUGGCUUUGUCUUCAUUGAAGCAAAUGUCAAGAAAUGGGGACUAGCUCCUAGUGUCGGUACGCUGGCUCCUCCGCCCGCAUACGGAAGCGAGCGAGGAAGUAUCCUUUUGGAAGCAGGAGGCGGAAUUAGGCCCGUGGAUGACAGUGCAGCGUCUCCUGCACCAAAUAUGGCCUCUCCAUCUUCCUCGAGGCGAGGUCACCGCUCUCGAAGACCAAGACCUUCAUCUCUUCCUCAGUCGUCGCCACUCCGAAACAGUUCACUACCUGUGCAAGCACCUCAGACCCCUCCACCACCGAUUACGCCCAUCGAGGAAGAGGGGCCUGGAGGAGGCCCAUCCUCUGGUCGGUACAUUUCUCCUACAGAUACGCCUUUCCACACUCCUGCUUCUACAAAUCUACCAGCUUCGCCUCCAGGUCAAAGCGACGCAGAUGAUUCUGAGCAAUCGUCAGCGACCGCCUCUCCUUCCCGUUCGCGGUCGAUGUCUCCAGUCUCGCGGUUUACCGUGCGGUCUCCAGGACACAGCCGCAACGCUUCCGCUGCUGAAAUGGUAAUGCGUUUGCAACCUCCCCCAGAAUCACCUAUGAAUUUCCCCGAGCCGUCUUCGCCUAGUGGGGCAGCGGAUAUUCAUCUCAGAGCAUUGACUCCUAUGUCUUCACAGACAGGUGCAGGCGGACAGACGAGAGCUGGCCCGGACGACGGUACGGCGCGCCCACCGCCGGCGUAUUCCCCGUUGGAUGCGCUCCGAUACCCGGAGGGUGUCGAGGUUGAUCUUCCCGCUGAGGUCAUCGCUGCGGCGCUGAAUCGCGAGAGCAUUCCGGAAAGUGCGGUUGGUAUGGGACAGGGCGACCGACACAGAAGCAGAAGAGAAAGACGGAGAUGA